GCCCUGGUUAAGUGGGCAAAGACCAAGAGCACCUUGGGGCCUCAGCUGCAAACGCGGGAGCAGAUCUUCGGCUUUGCGACAACGGCGUUGUCGUUGAACAAGCAGGAAGAGGGAGUUGGCUACCACAUCGCCUUCUGGAGCUCUCUACCUGAAGCAUUGCCGCAGACCAUCAAAGAACCUGCCAGGGCAAAGGUCCUUGCCAGCAUCAUGGAGGAGCUGUACUUGCCUGAUGGGUUCGAAUCCAGUGACCGUGCCUUCUUCAUUGCACAUGCCAUGGGGCCAGAAAAAGUGAUUGGCAAAACGGAUGGUCCAAGCGGCUGGCGGUGGGACAGCAAGCUUCCCUUCGAGGCUGUUGUGGGGGAUGCCUUUGUGACCGUGAGCGAGGACGGGGAGGUGCAGGCCUUCUUGCGUGGAGUUUGGUCCUCUUGCGGCACCAUCAACCGCGACCAUGGCCAUGAUGAUGUUGUGCGAGGCUUUGACAAGUACAGGAAGAGCACAUGGAGAUCCGGAGUACUGAAGCAACCCUUGCUGUACACAAUGCCGCUGGACAGCGCUAUCUUGAAGUAUGUCGGGAAGUGA
Molecule: messenger RNA, 579 nt
Organism: Symbiodinium pilosum
Lineage: Eukaryota; Dinophyceae; Suessiales; Symbiodiniaceae
Source: the annotation of a GenBank genome assembly